This is a messenger RNA of Symbiodinium sp. CCMP2456, 513 nucleotides long. The record is from the annotation of a GenBank genome assembly. Lineage: Eukaryota; Dinophyceae; Suessiales; Symbiodiniaceae.
AUGCUACACGCCACUGGAGCCCACGACGUGACUUUCCAAACACGGCAAGGUACUGUCACAGCCCAUUCACACAUGCUGAUAGAUGCAUCACCCGUCUUGAAAGCAAUGCUGGAGUCUUUCACGAAAGGAGGCACUACCCAGUGCAUUGAGGUGAAAGAUACCACCAAGAACGGUGUAACGCUACUCCUGCAGAUGAUCUACACAUGCUCCAGCCAAGAUGAGCCCUCGUACGAGACAUUCUUGGAGGCAUUAGACCUCGCACACCGCUGGCAAGUUUCAGAUGCAAUUUCCAUCAUUGCCCAGGCUUUGUCUGGCAUGCUUGAACCCAAGAGCUUCCCCUCCAUCGCUGAAGCUGCGGUGCUCAAAGGCCUCGAGGAGUUGAAGACUGCUUGUCGAAGCUUUGCGCGCACAUCUUCUGCUGUGCAGGGGGAGCUAGAGAAGGGUAAGCUGCCAGCAGCUGUGCAAGACCUUUUUGGGCAAGCCGCUAGAUGCCGCAGCAGUGCAAAAGCGUAG